AUGGCGACUCCUGGCCCCGUCACUCCGGAGGCACCCUUUGAAUCAUCGCAGUCCCCAGUCAUUGAGGGCUUUAUCCCCAGUGUAUACAGCACUUCGGAAAGCUUCAAGGAAAAGUUUCUUCGCAAGACCCGCGAGAACCCAAUGGUACCCAUAGGCUGCCUGGGCACAGCGGCCGCCCUUACCUACGGCCUCUACUGCUUCCACCGGGGUCAGAGCCAGCGCUCCCAGCUCAUGAUGCGCACCCGAAUCGCCGCCCAGGGCUUCACGGUCGUAGCCAUCUUGAUGGGUCUGGCUGCAUCCACUAUGAAAUCUCGACCCUGA
Lipotes vexillifer (Yangtze River dolphin) is the source of this 321-nucleotide messenger RNA. It is a transcript of the gene HIGD2A, whose product is annotated as HIG1 hypoxia inducible domain family member 2A. Gene Ontology annotation, cellular component: mitochondrion. The transcript has 2 exons. Lineage: Eukaryota; Metazoa; Chordata; Mammalia; Artiodactyla; Lipotidae. The coding region runs from base 1 to 321 and encodes 106 amino acids. The record is from RefSeq and is a predicted model, not a curated record. Gene Ontology annotation, biological process: mitochondrial respirasome assembly.